This is a messenger RNA of Sesamum indicum (sesame), 1692 nucleotides long. RefSeq names its product NDH-dependent cyclic electron flow 1 (gene PNSB2). Gene Ontology annotation, biological process: carbohydrate metabolic process. The record is from RefSeq and is a predicted model, not a curated record. NCBI's taxonomy places the organism in Eukaryota, Viridiplantae, Streptophyta, Magnoliopsida, Lamiales, Pedaliaceae. Gene Ontology annotation, cellular component: cytoplasm. Gene Ontology annotation, molecular function: carbohydrate binding; glucose-6-phosphate 1-epimerase activity.
AAGGUGACUCAAUCAAAACUAUAAACAAAAUCAUUUGUACAGUCAGAAUACUCCAACAAUCAAAUUGAAUUGGAGGUGGGUGAAAAGUGGGAAGACGUUUUUGAGGUGGAAAAUGCAUAUUACUUGAGGACUCAAAGGCAAAGCUAAUAAUGGGAUUGGCGCCGCAUCAAUCUGUAUUCUAUCCAAAAGGGAAAAAAAAUCAAGGUACGUAGUAUAGUGAGUGAGGAUAAAAGGGAGCGAGGAAAGAUUGGGGUGGGGUGGCUCACCGCUCAUGGCUGGCAAGUGGCAAGGCCAGUAAGUAACUAUACACUCCUUCCCUCCCUCCAUCUCUUCUUCUUCUUCUUCUUCAUUAAUGGCUUCUCUUCUACCCUUCUCUCCCCUUAAGACUUGCACACCCAAAGCUUCCGCUUCAACAUCCACCUCCCCUGUUGAGAGUCUUGACCAGAAAUUCGGGCGGAAAGGAAUUAAAUUCUUUGAAUCCAAUUAUAUUCCGAGUGUGGAGCUAACAGUUAGGAAUGGGAGCUCGCUGAAACUUGAGAUACCCAAUGCCCAUAUAACUUCGUACAAGCCCAAAGUGUAUUGGAAAGAUGAUGGAUAUGAGGAGGUCCUUUUCAGUCUUGAUGGUUCUAGAGGUGGCAUUGGUUUGGUCAUCAAUCAGCAAAAUUAUUCCAAUGAAUCUGAAUGGAGCGUAAAGGAUGUUGAUUCUGACUCCAUUGAUGCUCUCCAGGUUGAAUUGAGCUGCAGCAGAGGGAGUCUGGAUAUAAACUAUGUGGUGUCACUCUAUCCCCUGAGCAUGGCCACAGCAGUGAUAGUGAAGAACAAGGGGCGAAAGGCUGUAAAUUUAAGCAGUGCUGCUAUACUCAGCCAUUUUAAAUUCAAGAACAGAAGUGGGGCUGGAGUGCAAGGAUUGCAGGGCUGCACUUACUGCACCCACCCUCCUCCUCCUUCACCUUUUGAAAUCUUAUCCCCAAGUGAAGCUAUGAAGGUUGAGGAGGCUGCAGGUUUGUUUUCUUUUGGGUGGGAGCCUGAAAAGAAGGCAGGAAUAUGGAGCGUGCAGGAUGUUCCUAUCACUGUUUUAAAGCAUAAGGUGAGCAGGGUUUACGCUGCCCCACCAGAAGAAAGAUCUAAGCCAUUUCAUAGGAGCGCGCCUUCAAAAUAUGAAACCAUUGAUCAGGGGCGUGAACUCUUCUUUCGAGUGAUACGAAUGGGUUUCGAGGAAAUAUACUUGUCCAGCCCAGGUUCAUAUUCUGACAAGUACAGGAAUGAGAAUGAGUAUUUUAUAUGCACAGGCCCUGCGUCCAUCUUGGUUCCGCUCACUUUGAACCCUGGUGAAGAGUGGAGAGGGGCACAAGUCAUAGAGCACGAUAAUUUAUGAUUCUCUCAUUUCAAACCCUCAAUCAAUAUUUUCUUCCCCCUCUUCCCAAGCUAAAGCAGAUGCUACAUCCGUUUACUUCUGUACAACACAAGAAUAAUCAUGAUUUUAUUGAGGCUGCGCAUUUGUCCAUCUAACUGAUUGUUUUGAGAUAGAUAGGGUUGAUUCCUUUUUUUUGGUGUACAGGAUGAGGAUGGUUUUGUUUUGACAUCUCCCCAAAUGAUUCAUUAUCAUCAUCAUUACUAUCACAAAAGAUUUGAAACUUUUGUUCCUCUUCUUCCUGAAUUAUGAAAAGCUCCAAUCCACCUUUUUGAGGAGUA